GAAUUUAACACUCCGAGCUCGUCCGGACGGCCCCGACCCCCAGCUUUCUGUCCUUUGAAAACACUAAGAAUAAUGUCCCUGCGUCAAUUUUUACUAGAGCCAAUCACCUGUCAUGCCUGGAACAGGGAUCAUACCCAUCGCCCUUAGCCCCAAUAACCACGAAAUCCACAUCUAUAAGAAGAACAGGAGGCAGUGGGUGAAAGCUCAUGAACUCAAGGAACACAACAGACAUGUCACAGGUAUUGACUGCUCUCCCAAGAGUGACCGCGUCGUCACUUGCGGGGUUGGCUGCAAUGCCUACUGGGGUCAGAAGGAUGGUGUCUGGAAGCCAACCCUGGUGAUUCUGAGAAUUAACUGUGCAGACACUUUUGUCAAGUGGUCCCCGCUAGAGAACAAAUUUGCUGUGCGCAGCGGAGCACGACUCAUUUCUGUUUGUUACUUCGAGUCCGAAAAUGACUGGUGGGUAAGCAAGCACGUUAAAAAACCCAUUCGCUCCGCGGUCCUCAGCUUGGAUUGGCAUCCCAACAAUGUCUUGCUGGCAGCAGGAUCCUGUGAUUUCAAAUGCAGAGUGUUUUCUGCCUACAUUAAAGAAGUGGAUGAGAAGCCAGCCAGUACGCCCUGGGGCAGCAAGAUGCCUUUUGGUCAUCUGAUGUCAGCGUUUGAUGGCAGUGGCACUGGCGGCUGGGUGCGUAAGGUCAGCUUCUCCGCCAGCGGGAGCAGCCUGGCCUGGGUCAGCCACGACAGCACCGUGUCCGUUGCCGAUGCCUCAAAAAGCGUGCAGAUCUCAACUCUAAAGACAGAGUUCCUGCCCCUCCUGAGUGUGUCCUUCAUCUCGGAGAACAGCGUCCUGGCUGCUGGCCAUGACUGCUGCCCCAUGCUCUUUAACUACAACGACCGCGGCUGUUUCACCUUUGUCUCCAAGCUAGACACCCCGAAACAGAGCAUCCAGAGCAACAUGUCGGCCAUGGAGCACUUCUGCAACAUGGACAAGCGGGCCACGACCGAGGACUGCAACCCGGCCCUGGAGAGGCUGCACCAGAACCGUAUCACUCAAGUGUCUCUUUAUGAGGUGGACAAGCAAGAUUGUCGCAAAUUUUGCACUACUGGCAUUGAUGGAGCCAUGACCAUUUGGGAUUUCAAGACCUUAGAGUCUUCUAUCCAGGGCCUUUGGAUACUGUGAAGCUGAGUGAGCCUCCCAGAUCCAGCA
This is a messenger RNA of Mesoplodon densirostris (Blainville's beaked whale), 1207 nucleotides long. RefSeq names its product actin-related protein 2/3 complex subunit 1A-like. Gene Ontology annotation, molecular function: actin filament binding. Gene Ontology annotation, cellular component: Arp2/3 protein complex; actin cytoskeleton. Gene Ontology annotation, biological process: Arp2/3 complex-mediated actin nucleation. The record is from RefSeq and is a predicted model, not a curated record. Lineage: Eukaryota; Metazoa; Chordata; Mammalia; Artiodactyla; Ziphiidae.